AUGGAAGUGAGCCCUGUUUGCACGAAAGUGCAGGAGAAACAGUCCACUCCUUAUUACAGACCCAAGGGGUGUCCACCUCCACGUCCUGGCGUAAAAUGCCGAAGUUAUUACAUCCAACCCCCGCGCGUGCAAUCAUUCGCCCCGAAGCGGGCGUUUUGCCCACCGGAAGUGAGUCUUGACACGAGAACAACGUAUGACACUUCGUACCUCAAUGUCGAUGGUGAUAAGUACAAGAGAUUAGCGCCAUUUCGACCAGCUGAGAAUUUGCAUACCUCAGACGAAAAGUUUCACGAUGGGACAACAUCUCGGAUGAGUUAUCAGCCCGUGUGGAAAGUCGUUAAGGCGAAGCCUGUUGUCCCCCAGCGCAGGAGGAACAUGUUCGAGGGGCCCAUGCAGACGAUGACGACGGUAAAGCAAGACUUUUGUGAGAAGUACAUCGACAAGCCCCAGCUUAUAAUCCCGUGUGGAAAUAUCAGAACCCCUUCCGCUCGCUUCGACGGAGGAACGACCAGUGGGUGCUCUUACAUGGCUCCCAGGCGAAUCGAACAGAUUCAGAGCUUCAAACCCGUGAACAGGUACUGCGAACCUGAGGUGAGACUCUCGGACGAGACGACCUCGAAACUGAGCUAUCAACCGGUCGAAGUGCUUCAGAGGGAGGUCUAUCCAUGGGCGCAGAAGGCGAAAUAUGUACCAUCGAAUGUAGCAAUGGACAACUGCACAACAUACUCGAACAGUUUCUACAGUAGCCCUGAUGUCCCCACGAGGGAGAAGGCAAUUGUCCCAGUGGGGACUAAAAAUCUCAUCCAAGGAGACGAUGCAGCCUUCACUGGGAGUACCCUCUACAGUGAUCUCUUCAUACCCCACAAGAACGAACGCGUUGCCCCUGUCAUUCCCUGCGAGAACAUCCUCCUGUCUGAUCAGAAAAUGUCUCAUGACACUACUUCAAAGUUGAGUUAUCAAGUGGUCUCCGGCGAGAAAAGAACCCCCAUCCGCCCGAAAGGGAGAAGCAUCCUGAGUGCUCAAGGCCAAAUCCCCUCAAAUACAACGAAUCGCGAUGAUUUUGGGCCCAAAAUGUCCGAGAAACCGUCGGCAAUAAUUCCCUGCGAUAAAAUCCAUAAUUCCACAGCUCCAUUCGAGGCCUCAACGACAACACAAUUCUCGUAUAUGAAUCCGGGAAGGGUCGCACCUCUCGAGAGCUUCAAGCCUCAGGCUCGAUACAACACGCCAACAUCCAAACUAGAUACAGACACAGUGAACAAGCUCUCCUUUAAAGUCUGGAACUUGGAGCCAAAAGUUCCCCUCCCCUGGGCGCAAAAGGGCAAGUACCAGGCGCCUAAAAGUCGGAUGCAGGGAGAAUCCACGUAUCUGAAUAGUUUCGCACCACCUGGUAAAUUCGUCGAGGAAUGCGAGACCCUCGAGGCAACUCCUUGCUAUUGA
Molecule: messenger RNA, 1437 nt
Organism: Diachasma alloeum
Lineage: Eukaryota; Metazoa; Arthropoda; Insecta; Hymenoptera; Braconidae
Exons: 6
Coding region: 1-1437 (478 amino acids)
Biological process (GO): microtubule anchoring
Cellular component (GO): sperm flagellum; ciliary basal body; axonemal microtubule
Molecular function (GO): microtubule binding
Source: RefSeq, a predicted model, not a curated record